Messenger RNA from Manis javanica (Malayan pangolin), 4092 nucleotides. It is a transcript of the gene LIF, whose product is annotated as LIF interleukin 6 family cytokine. Gene Ontology annotation, molecular function: growth factor activity; cytokine activity; leukemia inhibitory factor receptor binding. The record is from RefSeq and is a predicted model, not a curated record. Gene Ontology annotation, cellular component: extracellular region. Lineage: Eukaryota; Metazoa; Chordata; Mammalia; Pholidota; Manidae. Gene Ontology annotation, biological process: positive regulation of cell population proliferation; regulation of cell differentiation; leukemia inhibitory factor signaling pathway.
GCCCGCGCAGCGGCCGGAGGCGCGGGGUGGCGGCCGGGAGCGAGCGCAGGCACAUGGUCCCGGCCCGCGCGGGCCCGCAGCCUUCCUCCCGCGCCGCCCCCUCCGCUCCCCCGCCGCGCUCCGUGCUGCUCUUCCCGUGCUGCUUCUGGCCGAUUCACCCUCCCUCUUUCUUUUUUUUCGUACUUUCUUUCCGCCUUCCCGCUUUCUCUUUUCCACCCGCGUCCCGGGCUGCUCCCUGGGAGGGGCGCCCUCGCCGAGCAGCUUGCACACCCCGGCCCGGGACGGAAGCAGGUGCCGCCUCUCUCUGCUAGUGCCUGGAAAGCUGUGGUCUGUGCUAGGAGUUGUGCCAGUGCUGCUGGUUCUGCACUGGAAACACGGGGCGGGGAGCCCCCUUCCCAUCACUCCUGUCAACGCCACCUGUGCCACACGCCACCCAUGUCACAGCAACCUCAUGAACCAGAUCAGGAACCAGCUGGCGCAGCUCAAUGGCAGUGCCAAUGCCCUCUUUAUUCUCUAUUACACCGCUCAGGGGGAGCCAUUCCCCAACAACUUGGACAAGCUGUGUGGCCCCAACGUGACAGACUUCCCUGCCUUCCACGCCAACGGCACGGAGAAGGCCCGGCUGCUGGAGCUGUACCGCAUUGUCGCGUACCUUGGCGCUUCCCUGGGCAAUAUCACGCGGGACCAGAAGGUCCUCAAUCCCAAUGCCCUCGGCCUCCAUAGCAAGCUGAACGCCACAGCGGACAUCAUGCGGGGCCUCCUCAGCAAUGUGCUCUGCCGUCUGUGCAGCAAGUACCACGUGGCCCAUGUGGAUGUGGCCUAUGGCCCUGACACCUCCGGCAAGGACGUCUUCCAGAAGAAGAAGCUGGGCUGUCAGCUCCUGGGGAAGUAUAAGCAGGUCAUCGCUGUGGUGGCCCAGGCCUUCUAGAGAGGAGGUCUGGAAGCUUGCAGUGACCGGAGACCUUAGACUCAGGUGGCUCUCAGACUGUCGGGGCCCAGAGCAUUACCAUACUAGUGGCAGGCCCGGGGCUCCUGGUCAGUCCACUCCUCCCUAGGUGGGCUGUGAUGAAGCCGGGCAGACUCAAAACUCCCGGAGGCAGGGACUAUAUACAGUGCCAGCUAGGAGGUGCUUCUUCUUCCGGGGAGACUGCAGCCAGUCGCCAGGGUGUCAAGCUGGUGGGGGUGGGGCGGAGCAUGGCUGGACUUCUGCCCCAGCUUGUCCCUCUAGCCAGGGGCUUUGCAAGGAGCCCUCACUGAUUACCCACAGUGAGCAUGACCACGGGCGAGACAGCAGGGGUCAGGUCAGUUGCGGCCCCUGCAGGGUGACCACCAUCAGUGCCUUCGCUGCCUUUCAGGCAGACGUUGGGAGGUUCAGUGGGGACUUGGGUAGGGCAGAGGGGCUGGGAUCCCAAAGGACCCCUUGGCCCUACAAGCAUGGCACGUGGAAGUGAGAGAAGGGGGCUCUGGUUUGAGAUGCUGCCUUCUCUUGAGCAUGACUGGAGAGCUAAGGCCUAGGGACUGUUAGGCAGAACAUUCCAGAAGGAGGUCACUGGUGUUCAGGCUCUUGGAAAGGCAGAGAGGCCGGGGAGGAAGAUGCUGGAAGGAAGACCAGCCUUGCAGGCCUUGGCGGGCUCUCCUUCCCUUUCCCUGAAGUCUGUCCCGUAGCCCAGGAUGGCCAGGGUCCCGUGGCCAGACCUGGAGGUGGGAUUGGUGGAGGUGGGCAGGUUGCAAAGUCAGGUGAGGCCAUUCUGAGGGGACCCAGACUCUUCCUUCUGGACAAGGGUCUGUGAGGGAGGGGCUGGGUGGGGUGGUUCAGAGCAGCAGCUCACGUCCGAGGCCCAUGGAAGCCUUGGAAGGUCACACAGAGCUGCUUGCGGGGGACCAGAGGCCUGUGUUCCCUAGAGCAGGGGGACAGCAGAACUUGAGAUCAGGGUCUCAGGGAAUCCUGAGGUCCAGAGCGCUGUGUGUCUGACCCAGCAUGAUUGUCUAUUUAUUAUGAUGCCCUAUUUAUAUUAACUUAUUGGUGCUUUAAAUGGCAACGUCAAUUCCCUUUUCUCUGCUCCCCACCCAACAGGAAUAAUAUGAUGACUCCUUCACUAGGAGCCAGGGCCAGAGCUUCUCUGGGCUGGGGCUGGAAAUCGAAGAUGUUACAAGUGGAUAAGCCUUUUGGGGGAAAGCUCAGAGAAGGCUCAGGAUUUGGGAGAACUGGUCAGCCUAGGAGGGGGACAGGGGACCCGGGUCCAUACCCCAACCCAACUGUGACUCACUUGAGGGGUAUCAGGAGCCCGGCUGCAAGGCAGGCUGGGCUGGUUUGUGGAGUGGCGGGGGGUCUUUUCUCAGGGCCACCAUGGUGCCGGGCUCUAGGGGGCUCAUUCAACACUGUGACCUCUGGUGGCCCCUGGAGCUGUGCUUUGAGGGGCAACGUUCAUGGUCAAAACAGAGCCCUGGAACAGUGGGCAGGCAGCCCUGGGGGCCUGCUCUGCUGCUGUUUUCUUGUGCCCGCGCUGCCUUCAGGCCAGCAGUCCCAGGGUUCCGAGACAGUCGUGUGCCAGCACCGGCAUGCUAGAACAGCAGAGGACACCCACACAGGGCAAGAGGGCCUGGCUGCACCUCAGGAAGCUGGGGCAGUGCUGGGAGGAGACCCCUGCUCUGGAGGGGAGGACACGGAGGCCCUGGGAUGUGGACCAGGAAGCUGUGGUCCCUCCUGCCCCACCUCCCUCUGCACCCCCACCCAUGUCUGGGCUCCCAGGCACGGAACCCGAUCUUUCCUUUGUGCUGGGGCCAGGCUAUUGGAGAAACGCCCUGCAGUCUGGGAGCAGGGGAGGAGGGUGCAGAGCUGGGGCAGUUGCUAAGAGCAGUUCCUGGCUUCUUCUCAGACCCAGAGUGGGCUGCGGACCUAGCAGUUCAGCCAACGCAAUCAUGGUACUUCAUGCCCUUUGCACUCUGUCUUCUCUAGGCACUUUCCCGGCCCGGCGGAGGGCAGGAGGGCAGGCAGCGGGCAGGCCCUGAGGUCUGGGGUUCAGGAGGGCAUGGUUGGAGCUGUCUGUCCCAUUGGGAAGACCGUUCUGUGGCGGGUGGCCUCUGGGAGGUCGGGACGGCUGCACAGUUUCCAGUAAGUCUCAGUCUGGGUCACGCUCCCCCUCGCCCAGGAUCUCAGCCUGCUGCCUGCCUGUUGCUCCACUCCUUUGGUGAAGGGGCUCAGAUGGCUUGGGGCUGCCUGGGUCCCCCAUCAUCCCAUCAUCCCACGGAUACAGCCUCUGUGGGUCCAUGCUGGACCUACCUGGGCAGGGACCAAGGGAAUCUUGUCUCCCAGACCCAGUGCCGCCCCUGGCUCCACCACCUUCCUGCCACCCACACCCUCCCUUCCCCAGCCCAGCUCCCCACCCUGCCCCUCUGCACCCAUCCUCAGCACUCCUUCUAGAACCAUCCUGGCAGGUCACUUUGCACAGUAUCCCUAGAGCAUGGAGCCUUUGUGUGGAAAAAGCUUUGCAGGGCAGGAAGCUGUCCUUUUCCUCACUGUUUUCAUCUGCUGGUGUUGACCCACACCUGCAUCCGGGGUCGCCGGCCAGCCCAGAGGAGGAGGGCAGGACAGUCAUUUCGCAGUUUAUGGAGAGAGGAGUAUUGGGAACCUCAUUUAUUUAAACAAUUUUGAAACAAAAAUGUGCCGCCAGUUUACUUACCUCCCCCCCUUGUCAGGGCCUCCUGCCCCUCUCCUGCCCCCCCUCAGGGGUGUCUCCCCCUACGAAGCAGUCGGGCUCCUCAGUGGUUCUCCGGACGGAUGUAGCGCGUUGAGCUGGGGACAAGGAUCAAGUGAGAAGUUAGUUUCCCUUCGGAUGGUGCGCUGUCCUUACCCUCAGAUCAUGCCCAGCCCCCCCCAACCCCAGUACCCGGGUCUUGGUCCGUCCACAGUGCUGGCUCCUGCGUCCCUCUGCCGCGGGGGGAAAAUUCCUCUUUGAUGAAUGUACCCUGUGGGAAUGUUUCAGACUGACAGAUUAUUUUUAUUUAUUCAAUGUCAUAUUUAAAAUAUUUAUUUUUUAUACUGAAGGAAGACUUUUUUUUUUUUUAAGAAAAAAGAGAAAUUAAUAAAGAAUC